This is a messenger RNA of Candidula unifasciata, 629 nucleotides long. NCBI's taxonomy places the organism in Eukaryota, Metazoa, Mollusca, Gastropoda, Stylommatophora, Geomitridae. The record is from the annotation of a GenBank genome assembly.
GUCCCUUCAAAGAAGAGUUUUACCAGUGUGUGGACUUUGGUCCCUACAGAAGUGCUUGGCAACUGAAGCUGUACCCUAUAGCGUCGCUGUUGUUCGCAUUUGUUCUUCCAUUAGCUGUCAUAGGCACGGCCUACGGGCUCAUCUUCACUACAAUAUCACGCAAGUCUAAGGAGCAUUCUGUAAUGGACAGUUUCCAAAUGCCAUCUUCCAAAUCAUGGGUGACCAGACUAGUCAGCUACAAGAGCUAUUUAUGUGUUGCACUGUGCAAUCAAACGAUAUCUAGCCGAGAAUCGACAGCGUCCAGCUGUUCUCGGGGACCGGUCCGCAGUCAUCUACUACGCAAGGCCAAACGGAAGUCACUGCGGAUGUCCUUUGUUAUCGUUCUAGCAUUCAUCGUGUGCUGGGCCCCGUAUUACAUCUUUUUCUUCUACGUAACAUUCCUGGGGAAAGUGAUCGAUCCGAUGAUCUUCACCUGCUUCUCCUUCAUCGGAUUGUCGAAUACCAUGCUGAACCCCAUUAUCUACGGAGCCUUUCAACUUUGCAAGGUGCACUUUUAUACUCCCAGGUUUGUCCAAAGGUCAUCCGGUAGGAUUGAUAGCACCCCAGUAGAUGGUUUAGUUCAAUUAUGA